CUAAUCAAUGAUUAGCUAAAUCUAUUACCGGAUUUUUUCUUCGAAUGGAGCUUUGUGCAUCCGUGUACUUGUGCAUGAGUGACAGUUUCUGCGAGCUAUUAUUGUAUCUUUGUGAAAGGUUUUGGUUGUCUGAUGGACAGUGCAAGUCCCUCCAACUUAGCAGUGGAGUUAAUUUACAGUGUGCUGUAUAUAAUAUCUCAAGGUUGCAUUUUAUUGCAGGAAAACUACAUUAGGGAUGCAAUUGGAUCUCCAUUGCUUUCUUCCGACAGUAUGCCUAUCCAUGCAGUGGUGAUUUGUGAAGAGAUUUUCCAAGGCAUCUAUAACAUCUCAUUUAAAAUAAGCUUGGUUAGACCAGCCCUUGUUUUCAAGGAAAAUGCUAUUCUCGCAUUAUAUGCAGGAAAUUCUAAAUUUGCUGCAGAUAUACCUUGUGUCAAGGGACCAUUCUUGUUUGAAGUCAGAGUUGCAACUCGGACAUUGCAAGAUAAAGGUCGAUUGCAUCGAGAACCUGCCUGCAAUGGCAGUGGUGCUGGGUGAACAUGUCUUCUUGAGUGUGGGUGAUUACUACUGGAGUGAAUGGAAGGGCCGUUGAUGAUU
Molecule: messenger RNA, 594 nt
Organism: Hibiscus syriacus
Lineage: Eukaryota; Viridiplantae; Streptophyta; Magnoliopsida; Malvales; Malvaceae
Product: isoleucine--tRNA ligase, cytoplasmic-like
Exons: 5
Coding region: 133-534 (133 amino acids)
Source: RefSeq, a predicted model, not a curated record